This is a messenger RNA of Brassica napus (rape), 1710 nucleotides long. RefSeq names its product pentatricopeptide repeat-containing protein At1g12620-like. The record is from RefSeq and is a predicted model, not a curated record. Lineage: Eukaryota; Viridiplantae; Streptophyta; Magnoliopsida; Brassicales; Brassicaceae. The transcript has 2 exons. Gene Ontology annotation, molecular function: protein binding. Bases 1 to 1710 code for a protein of 569 amino acids.
AUGUUGAUCGGAGGAAAGCUCAUGCAUCUGGGAGCUGGUGCCUUGCGUAGCACUGCUACGAAUCGUCGUCUCAUGUCUUCUCAUACCACAAGCGAGUCGAGGAAAAUCUGGUUUCUUGUACGUGAUGUUCAAAAGCUGAAUCACGAUGAUGCAAUUGCGAUGAUCAGAAAAACAGUUCACUCCCAUGCUGCUGCGGUCCCAAGAAGCAUCGAUUUGAAUAGGCUACUUGGAGCGAUCGCAGGAACGAAACGGUACGAUCUCGUGCUAGCUAUGUACAGAGAGAUGGAAUCGCUGGGUGUUUCUCCAAACGUUUACAGCCUUAACGUAGUUAUCGGUGGUCUCUGUAGUAGUGGUGAAGCUGAGCUGGCUUUAGCUACGUUAGGAAAGAUGAUAAGGAUAGGGGUUAAGCCUGACACUGUGACACUCAACACGCUGAUCAAGUCGUAUUGUUCCGAGGGAAGGGUUGAUGAAGCCAAGAAGCUAGCUGAGAAUCUUAGCAAAUUUGGGAUUGAGUCCAAUUUGAUAACUUUGAACACUUUGGUACAUGGGUUAUGUCUUCAAGGGGACGUACAUGGUGCAGUCAAAGCAGUGGAGGAUGCGUUAGAGAAUGGCGUGAAAACAGAUGGAUUCACAUACGGGCCAAUCCUGAACAGAGUAUGCAAGCCAGGGAACAGUACUUUGGCAUUGAAGCUGCUUAGAUAUAUGGAAGAAAGAAAUGUCGACGUCAAUCAAGUCAAGUACACAAUCGUGAUGGACUGCCUUUGUAAAGAUGGGAAGGUUGAAGAGGCAAUCACCCUUUACCAGGAGAUGGAAACAAAGGGGAUGAGAGUUGAUAUCGAGGCAUAUACAUGUCUAGUGAGAGGUCUUCUGAGUGCAGGCAGAGAGGAAGAGAGUAAAGAGAUUUUGGAGGACAUGAUCAUCAAGAAGAUUCCAUUCGACCUUGUCUUUUGGAACACCUUCAUUGAUGGUCUUGUGAAGAACGGAAAUCUUAAGGACGCUGGUGUUAUGCUCACUGAAACAAUGGUUAAAAUAGGGAUGAAACCGAAUGUUGUUACUUACAAUACCGUGAUGAAUGGUUACUGCAAGAAGGGAUUGCUAAAUGAAGCCAGGGAAAUGAUGGAAGCUAUGGUUACCGGUGGAUGCGACCCCAGCAUCGUGACGUAUAACAUCCUCAUUAAAGGGUAUUGCAAGUCUGGGAUGGUUGAUGCUGGAAAAUUCGAUGAUGCCAAAAAUAUUUUACGAGAAAUGCUCUCACGUGGUGUUGCUCCUGAUGUUAGGACUGCUGGUACGUUGCUAGAUGCUCUCUGCGAGGAUGGAAGACUAGAAGAGGCACUGAAAGUGUUUGAGCGUUUCAAGAGCGAAAUGGUUUUUGGUAUUGGUAUCUAUAACAUCAUCAUGAAAGGGAUGUGCAAUUCUGAUAAGGUGGAUGACGCUUGGGAUAUAUUCACAACCCUUCCUCUUAAAAGACUGGAGGCGGAUGUUACAACAUAUAGCAUCUUGAUUUCUGGCUUCUGUAAGAAAGGCUCAAUGUCCAAAGCAGACAUGCUGUUUAAAGAGAUGAAAGCAGGUGGGCAUCAGCCAAACCGUUGGACAUACAAUGCACUCAUCAAGGGGUAUCUGCGAGAAGGUGAUGCUAUCACAUCAGGAGAGCUGAUCAAAGAGAUGAAGACUGGUUUAUUGGGCAAGAACUUCAAAGGAAUUAAACCAUGA